AUGUCGACGUUCAGCCGGCAGCUUCAUGAGCGGAGCGCGGAGCGCGUGCACCGCCUGCGCGGCGUGUUCGAGACGGCGGCGGCGGCAGAGCGAGACGCGUCACUCGACCCAUCGCGGCGCGCCGAGUCGCUGCAGGCGAUGGCGCCACCGUCGGACAGCGACGGCGAGCAGUACCAGCACAACUCGUACCCGCCGUACUCGCGGUCGGUGAAGCGACGCACGCGCACCUGCACGCAGGUGAUCGCGCUCGCGGGCGACGACGACGACGACGACACGAUGGUCGCCAUUAGCAAGUACAAGGGCGCGAAGAUGGCGAUGGGCGUCAACGGCCUGCGCACCAAGUGGAAGCACGAGCGGCUGUGCGCGGCGGACGGUGGGGACGCCGAGCGGACGUCGUCCGUCAUCCCGCCGUACGUGCCCGCGGGCAGCAGCAGCAGCGAGGAGCGUGCGGACCGAGUCGCGCGCUGCCUCGUCAAGAAGAACAGCCUGCCGACGGCGUGGGAGGAGGACGAGAUGGCGAUCGCGGCGGACGCGGAAGCGGCGGGCGCCGACCGCGGCGACAACGGCGGCAGCAACGACAUGGCGAACAGCGUGCCGACGAACUGGAAGUACGCGCAGCAGCAGGCCGGCCAGCCGUCGAGCCGCAAGCACAGCCUGCCGGAGUUGCUGCUGCUGCAGCACCACAUGUCCGAGGUGGGCCCCGCUGCCGCCGCGCUGGACGCCGCGCCGCACACCGCGGCAUCUCACUCGCAGUCCACCUCAGCAGCGGCGACGACGACGACGUGUUCCACGCCGAUUAAGCCGCCGCCUGCCGUCGUGGAAGCGACUGCCGCCGAAUCGACGAGCGAGGACAGGUCUGCUUCGCCGUCCGCACUCCGACCAUCGCUAGCAUCCUCUCAACCGCCGCGGUCGGACGCGCAGCCGACUGGUCAGUCCUUCAUGAAGAGCGGGAGCCGGACGGGCCUGCCGACGAAGAAAAGUCCGACGAAGAUAGCGCCGAAGCCCCCGCUGAGAACUGUGAGCGUCGAGGAGUCGGGAGCAAGCAGCAAGGAACCGAUGGACGUGCAGGAGAGGCAGAGACGCAGCUCCGGUGAGAGAGUGGGCGCGCACCACGCCCCAGCCGAAAUCCACGACAGACAGCGGCAUGGGUCUGGAGGUCAAGUGGUCAGUCGACGGACCGGUCAGUACUCCACUCCCGCCGGACAUCACAUGCCGACGUCUCCUCUGCGGAAGUCCGGUGGCGUGCGCUCUGCACUGCCGAUGAUCACCAUGACGAGUCCGCCCAGCUGCAGCGCCCCCGAGCGGCCGGCGUCCGCGAGCGACCUGAACACCGACGACCUGGCCGCGUUCGGCGAGGCGGAAGAGAACCUCAAGCUGCUGACGCCGUCCGAGGACGAGAGCGAGGGCGAGGCCGGCGUGGUGAGGAUGCACGCCAUCGCCAUGGCAACGCCGGAGCAGCUGCGCACGACGUCGACGCCGGCGUCGGUGCACAGACCGCCGACCGCCGCCAGCUCCAUCAACGAGGCGGCGAUGGACUCUCUGCUCAGUGACGAUGGAUCUGAUAUCUCAAUAGAAGAUGUGAAUGUCACACUACAGCAGGUAUGGAGGCGUGGCAGCAAGCUAGAGUGGAAGCUGCAUGACACUAGCCAGGUGAGUAGAGAGAGCUUUGGUAGGACCGCCAGCCACACAUCUCGCGAAGAGGCAGAGCUGCUCAGCUCAGACGUGGGCGCAGCGGACAAGUGGAACCUGCACCAGUUGCACGGCAAGCCCUCGCCGCCCGCCAAGUGCAUCCCGGGCUUGCCCGCCAGGGGGCAGCACGUCAGCCCGCAGAGCUCGGAGUUCUCGGUGAUCAGCAUGUCGGACGCGGCCCUGCUGGACGGCGCCGCCGACGACACGGUCGUCACGGCGACGACCUUCGAGAAGAACGAGUCGUGGGUGAACGUGUCGAGCAACGUCUCCACGGCGACGACCGGCGGCGGCGGCGACUCGCGGACAUCGUCCAGCUUCGACCACGUCGCCGAGUCCAACUCGAGCUUCGCGGACGUCAGCGGCGACGUUGCUGCCAUCAACAACAACAACUACCUGCCCGACCUGACGGCGACCUGCGCCGGCUCGGCUGCCGAUCCGACGACGGGGAAGGACGUCCGCGAUGCGGCGGGGUCACGCGAGCGGGACGAUGACGACGACGACGACGACACCGUACCCUCGCCGACGUCGCCCAACGCGGAGGCGUCGUACGAGAUCAUCAGUUCGGAGAGCUACGUCGACGAGACGAGCGACGUGAUAGCGACGACGGCAGGCGACGCGCGGCAGCGGCAGAAGCAGCGCGGCCGCGCGCUCAAGGCGCUCUCGCCCGUCAGCAGGGGCGGCAAGCUGCUGUCUCAGCUGCGGCAGGGCGAGCGACAGACGCGGCCCGUCGGCAAGGUGCUGCCCAGCUUCCACGCGACGCUGCUCAGCGAGCAUCCGGACGCCGCCUCCGCCACAAAGUGCGUCGCUGUCGAGUGCGCCGCGCAGCAGGAUCCGUGCUGCGCGCCGACCGCGCUCGUCUCGCCGCCAGGUGGCGCCGGCAUCACGCAGAGUCUGGCGCGGCCGGCGGGCGGCAGCAGAUCCGACUCGCUGCGCGCACCCGCGCUCGUCUCGGCGCGCCACGGUGGCGCCGCAUCACGCAGAGUCCUGGCGCGAGCUGCGGCCCGGGAGCGGGUCGCGGCGCGAGUCGCAGCAGGCUGCCUGCGUGCGCACAGGACAGCACGGCGGCCGCCGCGCCGCCAGCUGCCGCAGAAGGUCGCCCGGCGCGGCCAGAGUCCGCCGCCGCGGGCCGCGUCGCCGCCGGGCAGCCCCGGCCGGCGGCCGUACGGCGACCCACCGCCCGUGAGUCCCCGCUCGCGGGACGCGGCGCCGGCGAGUCCGCGACCCGAACGGCUGGCUCGCGCCGCCGAGCUCGAGCACAUGGACAUGGUGGAGAAGCGCUCGCUCCUGCCGAAGAUGAACGAGGCGCGCGCGACGACGGCGCACGGCAAGUCGCCGCUGCAGGCGCUGCAGGCGCUGCGCCGCCCGCCGGGUCAGAGGUCGCCCGAGUCGUCGGAGGCGCGCGCGUCGCCGGAGCGGACGCCGCAGCGGCGGCGCGAGACGAGCUCCGACGAGCUGCGGUCGUCGUCGUCGUCGUCCCGCAGCUCUGAGCAGUCGCCGCCGCCGCCGCACAGCCCCGUGCCACCGCCCCUCGCCGCCAGGAGGGAGGCCAGUCCGAAGCCGAAACUAGUUGCAAAGCCGGCGCAGCCGGCCGUCGCCGGCCCUCGCCCGGGGGAGCGCGCGCGUCGGGAGCGGUCGCCGGCGAGCAAGCCCGACGCCGCCGCCGCCAAGCGGCCGGAGAUUCCGAAGCCGGCAGCGAGCAAGCUGCUGCAGUCGCCGUUGGCGCGUAAGCGGGAGAACGGGCUCGCGAAGAGCAAGCUGCCGGGACUGAAGGGCAGCGGCGAGCAGGAGAGGUGCGAGGAGGAGCAGCAUCCGGGAGAUGCUCGAUCGCCGCCGACGCCGACUCCGACGCCGCCGGGUGCGAAGACUCCCGGCCCGGUGCAGAAGUCCGUCAUUAAGGUGACGAGCUUCAUGCGUAACGACGUCCCCGCCGCGAAGCAGGACAAGCGGCCGCAGGAGAAGGCGCCCUCUACGUCGAAGCUGUCCACGUUCGGCUUCCGCUCCCCGAAGGUGCAACGCAGCGAUAAGAUCACGGCGGCGGCGGCAAAAGCGCAGGCGGAGAAGGCGGCGCCGGCUUCGUCGAAGGUUAACGGACACAUGUCGAAGAUCCCUGGUAAAAAGGAGCUGAUGAGCCCAAAGUCGCCCCGAAUCCCACGCGCCGUGGUGGGUAAGCAGGCCGGAAAGACUAGCAAUGGAAGCGUGCGUGGUCGGGACACUGGCAAGCAGGGUGCUACUGAGCACGUGGCAUCCCUGGCAAUGAUUGGCAGUGAUGAAGACGGCGAUACUUGCACAGAGGGAGCUGUCAUUAACAGAGUGCCAACUGAUUGCCAAGGCAAGGAGAAAGUGAAGACCCCUUCCAGGCCACGUCGAUCUCUGCUCCGUUUCGGCCUCAAGGACUUCUUUUUCCGAUUUGGUGACAAGGAGAAAGCCGCACUUAACACUUUUGAGUUUCUCGAAACCGGUACAGAUCUACCGGUGCCAACAGAGGGCAGUUCCGAUGCACGCAGUGAGAAAGCACCCAGCGGCUGCAAUGGCGCGAACGUAGCGGAGCCGCUAUCGGACAACAGUGCCGUGGGCUCACCUGACAACCUGUCCGAUAACGAGUUCUACAUGAGCGAUACCUGUGCCGAGGAUUACCAGUCCGACUGAUCGCUUCCAGGUGGAGCCACCUGUCAUUACGAGGGCGGCUUAGCUGUGUUGCUUGUGAAUGCUAUGCAUGAAGUCAGCUUACGAGGUGGUGGGGAAAAUGGUUUUGCGCACAUGGCUUUGAAUCUCGAUGGUAUGUCUGCGGGGUAAUGUCUGAAGAAUUGUUUUCUAAUGCUGUAACAAUGAAAUGCGACUGUAUACUCACAGUUUUAAGUGGUGCAUGAAUUCAGUGCUUGGCAAGUGAAUUCAGGCUUUGGCACACGUGGUUUUAUAGACAAUUUUGGUUGGGAAAAUGGAGACAAUGUGCAUAGACAUACACUAUUCUGUAAAGACUAUUUUACGUGUUGGCUAGCUUUCAGUGUAUGCGAUUUUAGUUUCGAGCUUGUAUCAACAAAUCCUGCCAACAACUUUCCGAUGUCAAAACUUCUUGUUAUAAAUUACAUUGCCAUAUAAUUGUGUGAUGUAGAAUCAAUGUUGCAGUAUCGGAGAUAAUUGUAGCAUGCUAUUAUUCGUUCAUAGAUCGACUAGCAAUUCCAGAAUCAGUGAACUACCUCUCCCUAAGAUUGUAAAGCUGUGAAUAACAAUUGUUCUGUAGUGUAGCACUAAUUCUCGUUUCUCAUUCGCGUUUGCAUAACAAUAAUUGAUGACCAUUCCAGCGUGAGGCCCGCCCUCUGUACGCGUUGAAAUUUGGUCCUGUUAUUAGACAGUAGGUGUAGAAGCGUCCGUCGCAAGAUUUUUGCAUUGUACUAACAGUACUGCAGGUUGUUACAGUAGAUCGUCAUCAGUGGUGAGCACAGUCAUGGCUGACCAGGUGUGUGUAACUAGCAAUAAUUAUUGUACAAAACGUUAGUACUCUCACACGUUGUCUUUCUGUCCAGUGUGAGGCACGUUGCCGAGGCCAUUCGUCUUACUAUGCACUUCCCCCGUGUGUGUUCACUUCUCUACCCCACCCACGUGUAAACCGUGCCUUUCUCAACCGUCGGCUAUGGCAACAGGGUCCGCCCUUCGUUGAUUCCCGCGGUUUGCGCCAGGGUUCGGAAUCGGACAAUAUAAUGUGACGGGAGUCAGCGAAGACCUGUGCGUAUGCUCGUCACGUCCCUGCUGAGCGAUAGCCACAGCUAGCUAACACAGCUAGUCUUGCAUAUAGAAGCACCCCACCUCCAAUCGUAGGCAUAGCCAUAUGUUGUUAGAAUGGUUAGCGCACCCACCGCCCUCUAUAGAAUAUAGCCCCCACCUACUCGCCAACGUACGCGCACCCACCCUUGCUCGGCUGUUGUGCAGCCCGUUAGUGUGGUAGUUGUGUGUUGUGUGGCUUCCCACUUAGCCAUAGUGUUCCAUAACAGUUGUGUGUGACGUUGCGCCUUUCGUUCGGUGUGACCUAAAGGUCAACACUGGAUGCGGUGCCGUCGGGAUGUCCUGUGUUACCCAGAGUUCCACAUCAGAUGCUUCCAAUCCCAAUGAUCCGCAUUUAACGCACUGUCGCGAUAUUUUUCGAUCACAAUGCCCAACGGCGUUCGUUCUCCAUUAAUUAAAGCCAUAGCAAUUUUAUAAGUACAUAUAAGAGAGUCUACAAGUCAGAUUAUUGGUGAGUUGUGAUGUGAACAGAACAUUUGUAAUGAAUAUAAUAGUUUUGUAUAUAUAGAAUCUUCAGCCUAAUAACUGACACGAAUAGAAUAUUUAUUGUUGAACAGGGUGCGUAUUUUUUGUAAACUACUUAUAAACGACCAACGUCUACAUGAUGCAUACAUACAGUGCAAGUGAACUGUGCCCACGGAGAACUGGGGUCCGUAGUCAUUUGGGAGGGCUGUUGGCGGUUGGCUCAUUCGCACCCACGUGUCUCCUCGUAUUGAUGAUCUUUACGCGUGUAACUUUGUAGCGCAUCUGGCGUUGCCAGUUCGUUUUCGUUUUGGUGGUAGUUACUAGUUAUGUGAUCGAAAUACUGAUACACGUGGACUAAAUUUAAAAUCAUUGAUUACAGGAUUUUGUACAAUUUGUUUAAUAUAGACAGUGUUUGUACAUAGAGGUUUGAUGCGAAAAUUGUUUGUAAUGACAUAUAUUACCAAUUUUUGGAUUUUGUAUUAAAUUAAACCAUUUGUAUAUAGAUACAUUAA
Molecule: messenger RNA, 6443 nt
Organism: Priapulus caudatus
Lineage: Eukaryota; Metazoa; Priapulida; Priapulimorpha; Priapulimorphida; Priapulidae
Product: serine/arginine repetitive matrix protein 2-like
Exons: 8
Coding region: 1-4335 (1444 amino acids)
Source: RefSeq, a predicted model, not a curated record